Molecule: messenger RNA, 725 nt
Organism: Pseudocercospora fijiensis CIRAD86
Lineage: Eukaryota; Fungi; Ascomycota; Dothideomycetes; Mycosphaerellales; Mycosphaerellaceae
Exons: 1
Coding region: 126-464 (112 amino acids)
Source: RefSeq, a predicted model, not a curated record
ACCAGCCAGGACCACCUCCAAGGCAAUAUGUCCCGGUUCAGCAUUCAACACCUCAGGACUUCCAGCGCCAGAUUCAACAAGGAGGUCUGGCCAGCACAGCAAGCCGAGAAGGAGCCCAAGCUAGAAUGUUACGCGAUCAAGGAUACAACAAUUAUUCCAGCUAUAAUCCUUACCCAAGAAACAGCUUUGGCAAUGCGUACGACAAUUCGAGAAUGUGGAAUAGUCCUCAAGCUCCCACACCAAGUCCACUUUCGGAUCCAAAUACCCCCGGCUAUGGGAGAGGCACGACACCAACAGCGUCCGGUCCAUGGGGCGCUCUACCGCAACAGCAGAGUGGACCACUACCCAAUCCUCUAAACCAUAACGGUAUGAACCAUCGGCCACAACCGGGAGGCCCGCCAGGUGCCGGUUAUGGCCCGAUGUUACCGCAAAUGGGAGGGCAUGAAACUUGGAGGUAUAAUUAGCACGAUGAAAAAUCGGCUCGAUGGUCAGAGAGGCCUCUAAUGGAAGCAUUGCUGAACGGACUUUUUGGCAUGAGAAGGGCAAGGUCGCUCAUCAGCCGCAGCAGAGCUGAUGAUGAUGGCUUAUUUCACGAAUGAUAGGGAACUUCUUCUUUGUAGAUAAUGACCGGUGAUCGCUCCCCGCUACUUACCCAUCGCCUGAGUAUGGCUUUAAGAGAAGACGCAGAAGACAGAUGAACAAAAUCAAUGAAGAUUGGAAGAUCC